GACUACGAACGUCCUGAGCCGGUGCAUUUCAACGACCCAGAGGAUAUCGCAGCCAUCCGUUCCAUACACUCCGGCCAUCAUUUUCUAGGACGUCAACAAGGCAGCGUUCGACCGUCAUUCGAUUCUCAGCGAGAUCCCAUAGCCGUCGCCCCCGCUUUUGAGCCGAGUCACUUUCUCGAUCCCGCACCAGAGCCUACAGAGCGCAGAGGAUGGUUCUCCCGCUUGCGGCGGCCUGCUGCUGCGCGCACUGCCCCACCCCCGACGCGUCCUGAACCCCCAGACGAUGUCGUACCCAUGACACCUAUCGCCGGGCAGCCGCAAGGAAAGCCCACACCUCUUCGCAAGAGCAGGAAGCGGUUCUCCCUCGAAGAGGACGAUCCGUUUUGCCCUCGAGCAGGCGUGUCUGCUGAAGACGCGGAAGCGAUGCGCUACGAAGCUGGACCGAGCGGAGUCCCUCAUUCCGACAAGGGCAGCGUGAGGCAGGGGAGUGCGAGGGAGGAAGUACGCUCGCAGCGCUCGAUGGCUAGGAGCCAGAGGUCGGACCCGCAUGCGCAAGGUUUCGCAUAUGCACAGUUUAGUGAGGAACAUCAUCCAGCGGCAGCGGAAUACCCGCCUAUUUCGCAGAUGGACAGAGGGUUCCAGAGGAUCAGCGGGGGGAAACUGACCAAGAGAGGGAGGAGGAACACUUUGGAAGGCUCCGAAGGUGCACCAGACCUGUCAGCCUACAUGCCCGCCCAAUCCGAGCGCAAUCUCCCGCCAACAACCGACGCGCCUCGAAGGCGGCUCUUCUCCCUCGGACGGCGGAAGUCCACCACCGGCCCUGCACCUGCACCCGCGCCCGCGCCCGCACCUGCACCUGUACCUCCUCCCAAAUCCGCCUCUGUCCGAUCGGUGCGCAGCGAAGGCCCCCCUGUGCCGGCACACGAUGCUCCCCUUCCUUCUUCCCCUGGUUCCCCAGGCCCGGGUAGCAUGCACGAGCAGCCUUUCCCACUCGUCGUCGCCCGGGAGCUGACCGCCUCCCCCGCCCACUCCCGCACAGCUAGUCUCCCCGACCGCCGAAUCUCAGACCCGCGCAGCGCCGGCUCCGGGGGCACGCGCCGUUCCUCCCGGCGAGUAUCGGACGUGCCCUUCCCCGGCCAGCCCCCAGCAGGCUACUACCCAGAGAUGUACCACGACCAGACUGUCUUCCAGGAAAGCGCGAGCAUUGCCCCGACGAUGUCUCGCGGCCCGCCGUCGUUGCAGGAACAACGACAGCUACAGAGGAACGUGCUUUCUCGUCGGUCGGCGAGGAGGAGCACUAGAAGCGGGAGCGUGAUGGGUUCUGAAGGGGAACGGAGUGGGAGUGUGCGGCCGGAACAGGGUCAUCCGCCGGGGAGCACGCAGGGGAGUGUGCAUGGACCGACUAUACAUUCCCCUGAGGGCACGCCGGGGGAGGCGAGGGACCCGUUUGAUCGACCAAUGCCUGUGACGGAGGGGCCGCAGAGGAGGAGAGUGCUUAGGUUCUUGCCCCCUUUUGGGAGGAGAGAGACGUUGCAGUCCCCUAUUGAAGAACGGUCGGAGGGCACAUGGGAGCAGUCUCCGAGCGAGGAAACUCGCCCACGCAGGCCGAGUCUCCUGGGGAGGAUGAUGAGGCGGCGAUCUACUGAGGGCCCGAGCGUACACGAAGCAGAAGUUCCUGCAAGCGAGGGCGACCAGCAUUCGCAGAAAGGCACGCGUGGAAGGAGGAGCAGUCUCCUCCGGACCUUUACUCGCAGGGUUAAUGACGGCCCAACCGAAGUCAUUGGUGACUCACCGAUGUCGCCCGAGAUGGGUUCCCAGCACGCCGGGAGCUCGCACCAAGGCAGUCGGGGGCGGAAGAACAGUCUUUUAGGCUUAUUCAGGCGCAGUUCUAGGGAAGAGCCACACGAGGAGGCACCUCUUGCCACGUACGGCUACGAUAUCCCAGGCAGCGUACAAGACGAAAGCAGUCACACGGGCACGCAGCGCUCGCGCUCAUCCAAACGACGCAGAGGUAGCUUACUGUCACGCUUGAGAGGCAAUAGGAUGGAGGAAGAUGAUGCUGGAGCGCCUGUCGACGACCAGGGGUUGCAUGACGAGGGGAUGCAUGGUACGGAGGGACCGCAUGAGUUUGGCGGAGACGAGCACAUGCCCGAGGACAUGCAUUUCGAGCCCGCGGGCGAUGAACAUCCAGCGUAUCCGGUGGAGGGCAUGCAGGAGCACUCGGGCUGGGGGGAGCCGACGGACAUGCCUUCCCAGCCAGAGUGGCACGAACAGGAGGCGAUGGCCGACGCGCCAACUACUCAGGAGCCAGAGGGCAUCCCAGUUAUCGCUCGUGCCGUCCCGGCCGAGAGCUCCGCAGCAGCAGCCGCACCGCCCGAACCGCUGUACUACCAAGUCCCGCCACUCGAUCCUGGGGCACCUGUGGUGGACGCAACGACGUUUGGGAUGUCCACGCCCGGCACGCGUAUCAAGAAGGAAGCGUUGUUCGACGGGGCUCUCGUGCUAUAUGUUGACGAGGAGGCGAAGGUCGAUGUUGGUAGGCUCACGCCUGACGGACAGGUCGAGUUCGACACUCCCGUACCCGAAGGUUGGAAGAUAGAUGCCAUAAUCACCUUCCCUGCCGGGCUCGCUCUCAACCCUGCAUGACCAGGCAGUGUCUGCGACGUACAUUUUGUACAAUACUGUACAUAUUGGCACUCGAUGCGCCACGAGUCCGCGCUGUUUCGUCUGCCUGGGAACGGCGUGAAUGUAUAUAAAUCUGGUUCCUAGUGCCUGAGCUGUUGCACGUUGUUGUCGUUUACAUAAGAAUGUCUGUUGUAGCAGUGCAAUCCCAUGAAUCAAAUCGAUGCAAU
This is a messenger RNA of Dacryopinax primogenitus, 2852 nucleotides long. RefSeq lists its product as uncharacterized. The transcript is spliced from 10 exons. The record is from RefSeq and is a predicted model, not a curated record. Lineage: Eukaryota; Fungi; Basidiomycota; Dacrymycetes; Dacrymycetales; Dacrymycetaceae. The coding region runs from base 295 to 2646 and encodes 783 amino acids.